CGCUGGGUUGCGAGUUACUUGGUUAGUGGGCACUUUUUCUCCUUCUUCUUCGUCUAUAGCCCCCAUUAUCUAGCUCCCUAAUCCAACAUCCAGCGGCUGAACUGGGUCGCUCUUCAAUCGCAUCUUUUUCGAUCGCAGUCAAGAACAAUUUGCCGCUGGCACUCUUCUUUUUCUCUAGCAACCAUGGACGAUUCCGCCAAAAACAAUGAUUCUUGGAAUUGGGAUGGAGAUGGAUAUACCAUCCAGAAGGAUACCGAUUUAGAAUGCCUUUGGGACGGGGUGUCUGAAAAUGACGAUCUUUCAUAUGUGUUCGAUGAAACAACUCCAGUUAAAGCUUGCGGGGACUUGGCAUACCAUGUCACGCAUAAUGAUGACAGGAACAAGAAAUCAGAAGAAUCCAGGGAAACUCAUUCACAAGCGAAGAGACGUCGGAUGUUACAGUUUACGGCACAAGAUAUAGAAACUUCACUCUGCUGUGAAGAUUUGUCUUCUAGAUUUCUAAAAUCACAUAAUAAGGAUGUUUCUAGUCCUGCUGCUGUCCCUGAUGUUCCAUACGAGAUUCCCGAGUGCUCUGGACUCUCAGCUAAUGUGCCGACUUCUUGUCUUGAGAAUUUGGAUCACUCACCUGAAGGUUGGAUUGCUGAUUGCCUUAAUGAUGCUGAUAUGCAUUGCAGCCCUGAGGAUUUGAACUUUGCUGGGACUUCGGACAAUCAAAUCGAUGUAUCAGAGUUUUGUAAUGUUGCACCUGAGUUCAAAUCUAACGCAGUCCAACAUCAUCCUACUCGAGUUCCUCGGAACAUAAUAUUUAAAGGUCGAAAGUCGUAUAUUAGAACUCCGACUAAGUUAGCUUCUUCAGUUGCCUACCCAUUUGCCUUCAUCAAACCCUGUGGAUUCCAUGGAGAUGUCACCUUGAAGGACAUAAACCAGCGGAUCCGCACGCCUCCACCUUCAAAACUGAAGCAUCAACCUGAAGACCCAUCUCAAUCAUACCCAACAUCAGCCUUCUCCGGUAAGCCCGUCGUCGGUAAAACCAAGAUUCAUACUGAAGGUGGAAAGGGCAGCAUUACAAUCAUGAGGACCAGAGGUUGAACGAACCAUGUAUAACAAUUCUCACUAUCCAAACGUUCCUUUUGCUGCCCCUCGGUCAUCCUUGAGGGACUUGUAAAAUGUCAUGGCCAUGUAGUAAGCAGUACAGAAGCUGAUUAAUGUUCAUUUUUGGUAUAGAGAAAGAGAGAGGGAGAGAUGUGUAGGAACAUUAGGGUUGCCCAUGGAAUCCCUAAUCAUAUAACUUCAUUAAAAUGUUUAUGCCUCCAAGCGAACUCUUGUAGGUCCAAGUCCGAGUUCAAGUUCGAGUUCGAUACCCAUAAGGUUCGUGUCAUUUGGAAAACAACACUCCUUAUCGUCAUGUUUAUUCUUAAUGCCUUGUGGAACUCUGCUGUAAUCAAAAUCUUUUGGUGGAAAGCUUGAAAACUGCAGUCAGCUUUUUUA
Messenger RNA from Cucurbita moschata (crookneck pumpkin), 1488 nucleotides. RefSeq names its product protein XRI1-like. The coding region runs from base 184 to 1089 and encodes 301 amino acids. The transcript is spliced from 9 exons. Gene Ontology annotation, biological process: male meiotic nuclear division; female meiotic nuclear division. The record is from RefSeq and is a predicted model, not a curated record. NCBI's taxonomy places the organism in Eukaryota, Viridiplantae, Streptophyta, Magnoliopsida, Cucurbitales, Cucurbitaceae.